Messenger RNA from Lemur catta (Ring-tailed lemur), 1870 nucleotides. RefSeq names its product dolichyl-phosphate mannosyltransferase subunit 2, regulatory (gene DPM2). NCBI's taxonomy places the organism in Eukaryota, Metazoa, Chordata, Mammalia, Primates, Lemuridae. Gene Ontology annotation, molecular function: enzyme regulator activity. Gene Ontology annotation, cellular component: dolichol-phosphate-mannose synthase complex; endoplasmic reticulum membrane. Gene Ontology annotation, biological process: GPI anchor biosynthetic process. The transcript is spliced from 4 exons. The record is from RefSeq and is a predicted model, not a curated record. Bases 157 to 1227 code for a protein of 356 amino acids.
UUUGAGGUUGCAGUGAGCUAUGUUGACGCCACUGCAUUCUAGCAAAAAAGGGAGACCCUGUCUCAAAGAACAAAAAACGCAGAGGGGAAGAAGCCCCUGUCUCCAGCUGCGAAGGCGGCUUGUGGGGGCUGGGGGGUGGCACCCCAGUGAGACCUGAUGGGUGAGGCGCAGCCGGCCCCACGAGCUAUGGGAGGACAGUUCCAGGUCCUGGUGCUGGAGAGGCGUCAAAGAUCUGGCCCUGCCUCCCCUUGUUCUCAGAGGAAAGGGCCUCCAAGACCAUGGGGCUUCCCGCGGGCCUGUCCGAAACCUCUGGUGCUGCGACACCCAGGGCUAGAGAGGCAGACGGUGAAGAGAGGUAGAGGAAACCCGAAGGGUCGCCAGGGAAGCCAGGCGAUGGGCAAGGGGGCGCCCUCUCUCCCGCAGUCAAAAUCCUCCCCAUCCGUGCGGGCUCGGCCAGCCCUCCUCAUCCCGCCCCAGGCCGGGCUCUGCACCCUUCCCCUCAGCAGACAAGGCAGGGCCUCGGGAUCAGGCAGUAGGACUCCCUGUCGGGUUCCAGUGUCAGCUUCACCGCUGACUCCUGUCUCUGAGCUUCACUUUCCCCAUCUGAAAAAUGGGACUUCCGAUCCUCCACCCCCAUUCCGCUCUGGCUUUGGGACUCUGGGAUGUUUAGAGAUGGGCUUUGGUAGGAGGCGGGGGGAACGAUCCCGCAGGACUGUGACCACGAAAGCCAGGCAGUCCGGGUUCCCAGCUCGGGCCCAUUCCCUAGUUUCGGGGAGCAAUCUGCCCCAUGACUCCCUCGAGAACUACAUUUCCCGACAUGCCAAGGGAGGCGGCACCUGCCAGUCUCGGACCACGCGUUGCUGGGCCAGCCUGGGAACUACGACUCCCGGCGUGCUUCGCGCCCUAAAGCCAGAAGGGCCCGGAUCCGGAACCGGAUGUGGCUUGGUGCUCUGGUGGCGGAGCGCCGAGGCAAUGGCCACGGGGACAGACCAGGUGGUGGGACUCGGCCUCGUCGCCAUUAGCCUGAUCAUCUUCACCUACUACACGGCCUGGGUGAUUCUCUUGCCAUUCAUCGACAGCCAGCAUGUCAUCCACAAGUAUUUCCUGCCCCGGGCCUAUGCUGUCACCAUCCCACUGGCGGUGGGCCUCCUGUUGCUCCUGUUUGUGGGAUUGUUCAUCACCUACGUGAUGUUGAAGAACCAGAGAGUGACCAAGAAGGCUCAGUGAAGGCCCAGCAGGGAUGAGGCUGCCAGCCCCUUUUUGGCCUCCUCUCCAGGGCAGGGACCAACGGUGGGAGCCCACAGGACUGGUCCAGGCACUGUGGCCCGCUCCAGCUUGGCUGCCCUCCAGACAUCCCUGUGGGACGGAGCUGUUUAGGACUCACCCCUGACUGACCAGAGCCCUGCUCCUCCCCUGCUCACCCUUCCAGAAGCCAGGAGGGAGGAGCACCAGGGAGACCUCUCAUCCCCUCUGGCUUGGGCAUGAAAGACACUGGUUCUCCUUACCUCACCGUCAGACUUCCCAUCACUUUUUCCUCUGGGUUCUACCAUCUUGCCUCAGUUUCCCUCCUUUCACAUGCUGAUAUUGGACUUAGCAGGUUCUGAGGUGGCACAUGGUCUCUCUGACCUCUCCCCACAAGUCCUGUUCCUCUACAAAGGCUGCUUCCUUGGCCUGACACAGCCCCAGACCCCACAAGGACUUCUGGACCUGGAAAGCCUAGGAGAAGGAUUGGCCCCAGAGCUGCCACCACAUCUCAGCACACAGGGCAGCCACGCUGGCCUCCUGACCAACCAUUCCUCGUGGAAGCCCGGGCCCCAGCCCCAGGGCUGGCCUGUGUAGGGAGCCUACCAAUAAACACUGAUUUCGUGUU